Ustilago hordei is the source of this 1062-nucleotide messenger RNA. RefSeq lists its product as uncharacterized. Gene Ontology annotation, molecular function: cysteine-type deubiquitinase activity; ubiquitin binding. The record is from RefSeq and is a predicted model, not a curated record. Gene Ontology annotation, biological process: protein K48-linked deubiquitination. Bases 1 to 1062 code for a protein of 353 amino acids. Gene Ontology annotation, cellular component: nucleus. The transcript has a single exon. Lineage: Eukaryota; Fungi; Basidiomycota; Ustilaginomycetes; Ustilaginales; Ustilaginaceae.
AUGUCUGACAUCACCCCAGACACCGACCUGCUCACCCUCACCGACGCACAACGUCUCGAACUUGCGGAAAAGCUCAAAUCCGAAUCCACCUCUCACCAACCCCUAAUCUCGCACAUCGAACCGAUCGAAGUGCUCGAGCAUGAGUAUUCCUCCAACGAGCCCUUCUUGGGUAAGAUCCGAUGGUUGCGCGAUGAAGCAGGUUUCAUCGGCAUUCGUCGGGCAAAGGGGGAUGGAGAUUGUUUCUACCGAGCAUUCGCCUUUGCUUUUAUCCAUAAGAUUCUUAUGAUGAAAGAUCGUCCUAUGCAUCACUUUACGCUGAAACACGUGGAGAGUACGCUGCAGCUGUUGAAGCAGGCUGGGUUUGAGGAGGAGGUGUAUAUGGACUUUUACGAGCCUUUGAAGAAUCUUUUGACAAGGAUGUACUCUACGGAUCCAGAAACGAAAGAGUUGAACGAGGCGGAAUUGGUCAUCGCGAUGAACGAUCCGGAGCAGAGUAAUUCCAUCGUUGUCUACCUUCGACUUCUUACUUCGGCUUUCCUCAAAAUCAACGCUGAAGAAUACACCCCCUUCCUCUUCAGCCUGGAUAAUGCAAAUUCGGAUGCCAGCCCACCCGACAUGCCCACUUUCUGCGCCAACCAAGUCGAGGCGAUCGGAAAAGAAGCUGACCAUGUUCAAAUCACCGCCCUCUCCCGUGCACUCAAAGUAAGCUUGGACGUAGCUUAUCUCUCGCCCAGCCAGGCUCCACCGGAAACACCCAUCGACGAAGAAUUCCCCCCUGAAAUCGAACAACUUACCACAUCCCAAACCAAUGCCCACAAAUCCACCCCCUCCUCCUCCGCCACCGGGACUGAGUCGAUACAAGUUCCCGGUGCAGAUGCCGAAAAGAGGAGGAGUGCAGCAGAACAUCCCAACCGAUGCGACGUAGUUCGAUUCGAAGUCGAAGGUGGGCAGAUCACAGAGAUCGGUACAAUGCUGUUGAGACCAGGACAUUAUGAUUUGCUGGUCGAAGCUCCUGCUCCUGCAAGUCCCGAGCCUGAGAUUCCUCCUGUCGAAUCAGCUUAG